Messenger RNA from Cyphomyrmex costatus, 1472 nucleotides. RefSeq lists its product as uncharacterized. The record is from RefSeq and is a predicted model, not a curated record. NCBI's taxonomy places the organism in Eukaryota, Metazoa, Arthropoda, Insecta, Hymenoptera, Formicidae. The coding region runs from base 16 to 1236 and encodes 406 amino acids. Gene Ontology annotation, biological process: glutathione metabolic process. Gene Ontology annotation, molecular function: glutathione transferase activity. The transcript has 8 exons.
AGAAAUUUUCAAAAAAUGUCGACGUACAAGUUAACGUAUUUCAACGUUACCGGCCUUGGAGAGUCAAUCAGGUUCUUGUUAAAUCACUGUGGCAUUAAAUUUGAUGACAUCAGGAUUGCCAUCGAUGAUUGGCCGAAAUAUAAAUCAAACAUGCCUAUGGGACAAGUACCGGUACUGGAAAUUGACGGUAAGCAAUAUCAUCAGUCCAGGGCCAUCGGACGAUUUAUCGCCAAGAAGGGCAAUUUAUACGGUUCUGAUGAUUUCGAGGCCAUGGAGAUCGAUGCUACUAUUGAUUCUAUGGACGAUAUAAAACAAGCACUAACCCAAUAUUACUGCUGGGAAAAAGAUCCCGUUUUCAAAGAGAAACUCAAAGAAACUGCCUUUCAAAAAUUGCCCUAUUACCUCGAUAAAUUCGAAACUCAAGUUAAGAAGAAUGGCGGAUAUUUUGUUGGUGGCAAGCUGUCGUGGGCAGAUUUCCUGUGGGCUGCAUAUUAUGACUAUAUGAGCUCUGCAAUAGGAGGGGAUCCGAACAAGAAUUAUCCCGAAUUAAAGAAGCUAGUAGAGAAAGUUCGUACUUUGCCCAAAGUUAAAGCUUAUAUCGAAAAGCGACCUAAAACUCAAUUUAAAAUGUCGACGUACAAGUUAACAUAUUUCAACGUUACCGGUCUGGGAGAGUCAAUUAGGUUCUUGUUAAAUCACUGUGGCAUUAAAUUUGAUGACAUUAGGGUUGCCAUCGAUGAUUGGCCGAAACAUAAAUCAAACAUGCCCAUGGGCCAAGUGCCGGUACUGGAAAUUGACGGUAAGCAAUAUCAUCAGUCCAGGGCCAUCGGACGAUUUAUCGCCAAGAAGGGCAAUUUAUACGGAUCUGAUGAUUUCGAGGCCAUGGAGAUCGAUGCUACUAUUGAUUCUAUGGAUGAUAUAAGACAUGCACUAUCCCAAUAUUACUGGGAAAAAGAUUCCGCUUUCAAAGAGAAACUCAAAGAAACUGCCUUCGAAAAAUUGCCCUAUUACCUCGACAAAUUCGAGGCUCAGGUUAAAAAGAAUGGCGGAUAUUUUGUUGGUGGCAAGCUAUCGUGGGCAGAUUUCGUGUGGGCUGCAUAUUUUGAUUAUUUGAGCUUUAUUCUGGCCGGGGAUCCGAAUAAAGAUCAUCCUGAAUUGAAGAAACUAGUGGAGAAAGUUCGCACUUUACCCAAAGUUAAAGCUUAUAUCGAGAAGCGACCUACGACUCAAUUGUAAAUAAAACGGUUUAUAUACUUUUAUGUUCUUUCUUUGAUUUAUUAUGCGUCAACAUUUUGAAUAAUUAUUCUAUUUCAAAACGUUUUGUAAAAUGAAUAGCGUGCUAAUGUAUUACUCUCAAAUCACUUCUAUUUCCUUACAGUCUAACAAUCAAUAUUAUUGCGAAACGUAAUAGUAUUACUACAUAAUUGUAUUAAACAUAAUAAUAUAAUACGAGAACGAAAUAAAAUAUUUUC